This is a messenger RNA of Varanus komodoensis (Komodo dragon), 2281 nucleotides long. RefSeq names its product ribonuclease/angiogenin inhibitor 1 (gene RNH1). The record is from RefSeq and is a predicted model, not a curated record. Gene Ontology annotation, molecular function: protein binding. Gene Ontology annotation, cellular component: cytoplasm. The transcript is spliced from 11 exons. Lineage: Eukaryota; Metazoa; Chordata; Lepidosauria; Squamata; Varanidae. Bases 354 to 1724 code for a protein of 456 amino acids.
AAGGAGUGCUGGGAGUUGUAUUUCUUCUUCUAAACAUGCACUGGAUUGAACUCUUGGAGAGUAACCCUACUCCCGGUCUUCAGUUGGCCCUAAUCUUAUAAUGAAUACGCCUGGAUCCGACCUCACGCUCUCUCCGUCAGCGGAUUGGCAUUUUCCUCGGGUUUGGCAUCACCGCUGAGGAAUAAGCUGGAAGCCCAAACAUUGGCGGUUGCACAGCAACCGGACCGUAGGAAGUAAUUCGCUGGCGCUUCCCAGCAGCUUCCUUUUCAAGAAAUCCCUGCGCAACUCUUUGUAGUUCCUGCCGCUUCACUUUUUCAGAAUAAGGAUCAAGACUCCGAGCUGUUUCUUCAAAAAUGGACCUUGACCUGCAGUGUCAAGAACUCGUUGGGACAAAAUGGAAAGAACUUAUUCCAUCGCUGAACCAGUACAAAACCAUUAGGUUGGAUGAUUGCAGUCUGGUGGCUAGCAAUUGUGAAGAUCUCGCCUCUGUUCUGAAGACCAAUCAAACCCUGACUGAGCUGAAGCUGAACAAUAAUGAACUGCAAGAUGCUGGGGUGGACCUGCUGUGCAAAGGAUUGCUGAAUUCAAGUUGCAAGCUUCAGAAACUAUGGCUACGAAACUGCAACCUAACUAAAGGCUGCUGUAAGAGUCUCCGAGUCUUGCUUAGUGGCAAACCAGGCCUGACUGAGCUGCAGCUGAACGACAACAACCUUGGCUCAGCUGGUGCUAAAGAGUUGUGCCAGGGACUCUUGGAUCCAUCCUGUCAGCUGGAGAGCCUUCAUAUGGACUUCUGCGAAGUCUCAGCAGAAGCUGUGGAGAUGCUCAGCAAUGUAUUGCGCACCAAGCCAUCUCUGAAGGAAGUCAACCUCAGCAACAACAAGUUUGAAGAUACAGGAGUGGCGUCUCUGUUCCAGAGCAUGCUGGACCCCAAUUGUAACCUGCGGUCCCUGCACCUGGAGAACUGUGGCUUCACAGAAGCGGCCUGUGAGAAGCUGAGCGCUGUCCUCAGUGCAAAACCGUGCCUGACAGAGCUCUACAUAGGCGAGAACAAGAUUGGCAAUGCAGGAAUAGCACUUCUGUGUCGGGGUGUACUGGAGCCAAGCUGCAAAAUAGAGAAGCUGUCGUUAUGGGAAUGCAACAUCUCGGCUGCUGGCUGCAAGGAGCUCUCCAAUGUCAUCAGUACCAAAGAGACUCUUCGGGAGUUGAACCUGAUUGGAAAUGAGAUAAAAGAUGAAGGCAUGGACAUCAUUUGUCAAGGACUGAAGAGUCCGAACACCAAGCUUGAGUCACUGUGGGCAAGAGAAUGUGGUCUGACUUCGGCCUGUUGCCAGAGCAUUAGCUCUGCUCUUGCCGUGAACGGGACCUUGAAAGAACUGCAUAUAGGCAGCAACAAACUUCGUGAUGAAGGGGUGAUUCAGCUCUGUGAGGGAGUGAUGAGCCCAACUUGCAAGUUACGGUCCCUCUGGCUGGGAUUAUCUGGUCUCACCUCUGCUUGCUGUGGGACACUUGCCCAAGUCAUGGUUGGAAAACCAUGUCUCGAAGAACUGGAUGUCAGCUACAGCCAAAUAGAGGAUGAAGGUGCACGUAUCCUCUGUGAAGCUGUGAAGAAUCCAAACUGUCACCUGAAGUAUCUAAUGUUGUACGAUACAUACUGGAGUUCUGAAGUGGAUGAUGAACUGAAUGCCCUAGAAGAGCUGAAGCCUGGAUUUAAGCUGAUUACAUGAGUGACGCGAGUGCACAGCGACUUCUUCUAUUGCCUUUUCUUCUUCUGGGAUUCUUUUUAUAAAACCAACUUAAGUUUCCAAAUUUGUGGACGUGGCAAGUGUGGCAUGGCUAGAAGCCACUUUGAAAAUUAGGAACGUUGGACACCUCAUUUGCGAGGCUGCCUUGGAGAAAAAAAUUGAAACAUCUGUUUGGUGCUGGCUAAAUAUAAAUUGAUGAAAUGAUGGGGUGGUGGGGUGGAAUUCUGCCAUUCAGAAAAGACAGGAGCAGCUCAAAGUAGAAUACAUCCCUUAUUAGCUGUUAUAAAACUGUAAUGGCUAUGGAUACUUACAGAAAAUUAAAAUUAUUCUCAAGGGAGGGUCUAUAUCAGAAGCAUCUAGAUAGGAUGAAUAUGCAAUUAAUGCUCUUUUUUAUUGCCAGAGUAGUGAUACAAUGUGUGCCUCCCCCUUAAACAUCAGCAAUUUCAUAUUUUCUGCUGAAAGUGCAACAAAUGAUCUUUGUGUAUCUUGUUCAACAAGUCUAGCUCUAUAGAAACCUAAAUAAAGUUUGCUAGCAAAGA